Phaeodactylum tricornutum CCAP 1055/1 is the source of this 2729-nucleotide messenger RNA. RefSeq lists its product with no specific name. The record is from RefSeq and is a predicted model, not a curated record. Gene Ontology annotation, molecular function: calcium ion binding. The coding region runs from base 1 to 2670 and encodes 889 amino acids. NCBI's taxonomy places the organism in Eukaryota, Bacillariophyta, Bacillariophyceae, Surirellales, Neidiaceae. The transcript is spliced from 4 exons.
AUGCGGUGGCUUUUAGUUGCAGCAACGGUACCAUUGUUCCUGCUGGGAAGAGGAGACGCCAAACAGGAAUGUGAACUAUUGAAAGCGUCGCUUACCUAUACGCAAGAAGAGGCUCCCCGUGAUCUGUCCGGUUUGCUACCUGUGGUAGUGGGAAGAGUGAAUCAGGUACUAGAUGGAGUAGUUGAUGUUGAAGUCGAGUGGACAGGCGGCGAUUUGCAUGGUCGGGUCGGCGAACACGUUGUUCAAUGCAAAGUAACUCGCCUCGUCGAAGUUAUUCCCGGGACAGUAAACGAACAGCAUGUUUACAGAGACGACAGAGGCCGGGAUGUAGCCACUCAGUGCUUCCACGUGCCCUUUACGAUUAAGGAUACGGACGAAUGCGUACUUCGCACCGGUCAUCCGAUGAGACACCAGUGCCAAGCUCCUGCGCAAUGCAUCAAUACCAUUGGCUCAUAUGAAUGCAUCUGCCCAACGCUGGACUCCAAAAUGCCUCCAAUACACACAAGCACUGAGUUUUGGGCUUUAAUAAAUGCUCAAGAGCGCAGUCCCUGGGAACUUUCAUUCAAUACUUCAAUCCGUUCUUCCUGUCCAUCCAAGCCGUCAACCUAUGGUUGUUGUCCUCCCCAGGGUGAUACCAAGGACGGCUCUUCGUGUCGCGCGUCUUUUCGGUGUCCCACAGAUCCUUGUUUAUCUGCGCAAGACAAUGACUGCUCUCCAAAAGCGACCUGCGCUAGAAAAAGUAAUCCCGUUUCAACGCCUAAUUUUUUGUGUCUGUGUCAAGAGGGGCUGAUGGGAAACGGACGCAAGUGUAGACCCAACGACCCGAAGCCAGAGCCAAAAGUUAUGUACGAUGGAGUAACGCCAACGGAGCAAACCGUCAAGGCGAACUUUUAUUGUGAUUGUACAAAACCGAUUGUUGAUGCGUGUUCCGGAUUUCCCCCAUGCAAAGAAAAACAUGAAGUUUGUACUGUGAUGGCUGGCAACGUUCCCACCUGCGCGUGCAAACCUGGUUACGUGAGGCACGAAAAGUAUGGCUGUGUGGAUGAACGCCCACCACUGCUUCGACUGAAAAACGAUCCACUUGGAGACCACACCUUGCGAUUGAAGCAGGGAGAUGUAUACAAAGAGUAUGCAGUUGAAAUUUUAGACGAGAAUGCGGAAGAAUACCUGCGAUCGUUAAAAAUUGCGUAUAGUCAGGCACUGCCCCAUGGGUGCUUGACGAGAGUCGGCGAAUUUCAUGUGAACUAUACGAUUGCCAUGCCGUGGACGUCGCCCCCAUACGUUCGAAUUACGCGUCGUGUUGUAAUUGAAGACAUCGAUGAAUGCAAUAUCGAUGUUGAUAAGUAUAGAGACAGCUGUCCCGAACUGGUACCACAAUGCGACACUAAAAAUGGAGCCAGGUGUGUCAACACGAUUGGAAGCUACACAUGUCAGUGUCCGCGAUUUACUACGGGCGAUGGUUUUCAGCAGAAUAUUUCCUUUGAAGACCAUGAAUCACCAGACGGGUUUUUGGGAGGGACGGGAUGUCGAGAUACUAGUCGACCCGUCAUUAGUUUGGUCGGACCGAAUCCCAGAGUCUUUCGCGUCUGUGAGUGCGGUGGUAUUGCAGGGCUUUCCGGACGAAAAAAAGGAGAAUUUGACCUUAAACUCAAGAGUCAACAACAAGAACAAUACGGCAACGAUAUUAAGGAGCUUGUUCGAUCGACAGCAGGGGCCGAACUUUGUGCCACUCCUUCCAAACCGCACCCGGAUCCGAGCGAAUGCAUUUCUGCCUACGAUGAAACAUAUCAGGGCAAAGUCAAUCUUUCAAAAAAGGUCAGUGUCGGCGAGCCGGUCCAGAAGUCGUCUCUUCUUUGGUCCGUUCCAUAUAACGUGCAAGACGAAGCUGGCAAUGCAGCCGAAACAGUAUGGCGGGAUAUCGUUGUCGAAGAAGUAGAAUUGUCAGAAUGGGAAGGGAAGAUCCAAAGCGCAACCAUUAAAGAGCACGAUGCGAUUGUCCGACAUGCUGUAGAGAAGGCGCUUGCCGACGACCGAGCGCGACGACAGGAAAGUGAAACAGCUGUAGGCAGUCGCAACAAAAGAGCGUCGAUCAAACCAUGCCCCCCUUGUCAAGCAUGCGAAUGCUCGACCGGCUCCGCUUUCGACAUGGCAAAGUGUAAACAGUACUGCGCGGAGCGACUAGAUCAUUGUGCUAUUGAUGAGCUGAGCUGGACUAUUCGGAUGAUGAUGUCUCUCGAGACGUACCUGCCAGCUUCGAUGAUACCUGUUGCUCUCUUUACUGUAGCAUGUUUGACGUCAAUUAUGUUCCUACGGUGGACGUUAACAUUGAUGUUCAAUCCCGAGACAAAUCGUCUUGACUACUAUGACGAACGUCGAGAAAGAGCCAUGCAGGAGUCGGUGACCUACUAUCGUUCCGAAAACGGUGUAUUGGUAGGAAACCACGGGCCGCAACCCCCGCCGCGCGCUUCCUUGUCGACCUCUGUUGACGGGGGGUCUUUCUUUACACCACGGGGUGAUGCACAGGCAUCCGGUUUUGGAUCACCGAACGGCUUACAGCCUCCCCCGCGGAGUGUCUCAGAAAGCAUUUACGAAACGCAACCACUCAUUUCGCCGAGUAAAACAGGGGACGGGGUCCGUCGGCGAUCUCCGUACAAUACGCGGUCCCGCUAGAAACUCAGUCAAAAAAUUGCAUCCCUAGCAAGACAUAAAAUAAAACGGAGAGAGACUUC